CGCAACUUCAUAUUGUAUUAAAAACAAGCAUCAAGAUGGAUUUUGGUCAUCACAACAUCCAACGUAUCUCAAAGGCGUUUACUUUGAAUCCCAACAACAAUAUAGAUGAUCCUUGUAUUUCAUUGUGGAACAAAACAACCCUUACAUUGCUUAAAUCUAAAAAGGCGGAAUAUUACAAUGUAAUUUGCUCUGUUAUUGAUAGAAUGGGUGAUGCAUCGGCAAAGGCCCAAGUUCUUCCUACAGCAAUAACAACAUCAUCAAAAAUUCAAUUUAAUGAUAAUAAUCUCUAUCUUUAUAGUGUAGAUAAUAAGGCAUUUGGAAUUUUAAAAGUAGGAAGAAAAAAGCUAUUCUAUAGAAGUAUGACUGGAGAUUUCAAGGAAAUUGAACCACUUUGUGUUUUGGAUUUUUACGUUAGUGAAGCAGUGCAAAGGAAAGGUAUUGGUAAAAUACUCUUUGAAGCAAUGCUAGCUUUUGAGAAAACAUCUCCUGAAAGAUUUGCCUACGACAGACCAUCUCCAAAGCUUAUUGGUUUCCUUAGAAGACACUACGGACUCUCUGACUAUAUUCCUCAAAGCAAUAAUUUUGUUGUAUUUAAGCAGUAUUUUGUUAGUGGGGCUCCCUUAUUGGUUCCAAAUCCUACUAUUUCAUCCUCUAAUGAGGUUCCAUCUCAAAGACCUCCACUAAAGAGAAAUGAUAGUGACCUAACUGCAAUCACUCCAAUUAUGAUGAGUACUAUUGAUAGUAGAACACUAAAUCAACCAGAACCAUCACCACCAAGUUACACUCAGAAUGAUUAUUCCCCUCAAACUGGAUAUAGUCCACAAAAUAAUUAUUCCAGUCCUCAAAAUUAUUCGAGCCCACAAAACAACUAUAGUCAACAUCCACCUCAAACAAACUAUAGCCAAUACCCAAUCCAAAGCGCUAAUAAGAGUCCACAAAAUAAUCAAGCAGUGCAAUAUAGAACUACGAAUAAUCAAUCACCUGUUCAGUACAGAAGUCCUUCAUCUCAAAAUGUGUAUGCAUCUCCACAAUAUACCUCUCCUCCUCCUCAAAUGUACAGGAGUCCUUCAUCAUAUAACAAUCAACCACAGCCAUUCAGAAGUCCAUCAUCUCAGAGCUUCUACUCUUCAAAUCCUCAAAACUUUUACACAACAACUGCUCAAUCUUUUUAUUCACAGAAUGGUCUUUCAACACCUAGUCCUAAUAAGAGAUUUGUUCAGUAUAAUCCAAUCACUCAUGAAUGUGCUGAAAUUGAACGUAAUGGUGAUCCACGCAAAACUGGAAAGAAGAUGUCCUCUUCAAAGCUUUCAGGAUAUUAAUAAGUAAGACAAACAAUUGUAAAUACGACCAAAAAAAAUGAUUCCACACCUCUCGGAUAACACUUCCGAAAUAAAUAAUUUAAUAGAUCGAGG
Messenger RNA from Naegleria gruberi, 1412 nucleotides. Its product is annotated as DUF738 domain-containing protein. The record is from RefSeq and is a predicted model, not a curated record. Gene Ontology annotation, cellular component: microtubule. Gene Ontology annotation, biological process: alpha-tubulin acetylation. NCBI's taxonomy places the organism in Eukaryota, Heterolobosea, Eutetramitea, Acrasida, Naegleriidae. Gene Ontology annotation, molecular function: tubulin N-acetyltransferase activity. The transcript is spliced from 3 exons. The coding region runs from base 36 to 1319 and encodes 427 amino acids.